AUGGACUUGCACUUGAUGGAGACUUUAUACAGAGCUUUCAACUUUGUGACAAAUCCAAUUGUAGACAAUGAUAUUACCACUCGGAAUGGUAAGCUGUUACUUGGACUUUCUGUGGACAAAUCUAUAGAAGAUGAGGUAAGAGAUGAUGAACCCAAAGAAAGUAAUCCAGUGGAGUCUGAGAAGCUGGAUAGUUCUGCUGAUGAUUUGGAGAAGGAAGAGGAAGUUUUGUUAAAGACUAUUCCUUGGCCACCACCUCCAUUUCCUCAACGAUUGAAAAAAAAGGUCGAGGAUGCAAAAUUCAGGAAGUUCAUGGUAAUGCACAAGCAACUGACAAUUAAUAUGCCUUUGAUUAAAGCACUUGAGCAAAUGUCAGGCUAUGCAAGGUUCAUGAAAGACCUCAUCACGAAGAAAAGAAAGGUCAAAAGUGAGUUGGUGGACAAUCUCCACCAUUGCAGCGUGGUUUCUACAUGGUUCUUAGUGCAAAAAAAGGCUUACCCAGGAGCGUUCACUAUUCCGUAUAAAAUUGGGUCUCUAAAUUUUGCAAAGGCAUUAUAUUAUUAG
Molecule: messenger RNA, 561 nt
Organism: Capsicum annuum
Lineage: Eukaryota; Viridiplantae; Streptophyta; Magnoliopsida; Solanales; Solanaceae
Exons: 2
Coding region: 1-561 (186 amino acids)
Source: RefSeq, a predicted model, not a curated record